GUGUCCCCUUUGUUCCCAAGCCAAGACCUCCACAGCCAACAACACUUCCCACCAUCAACCGCCCAAGAAAAUCCAUCCCUGAUCACACAAUCUCCGUGAGGUUUGAGCGAGGUAGGCAAAAUCACAGUAGAUUCGAGCGAGUUCUUGCUUCUUCCAGGUACACUUCUCCCCGUCCAGAUCUUCCUCACACCCCAUCCGCCCCUUCUGAUAGGAUUGUAGAUUUUCUGAGUAGAGAUUCCAGAGCCUUUUAGUUCCUGGAUUCCUGAUCUGCUCUUUUAGUUUCUCUUCUUCUUUAUCUUUUCUAGAUUAUCAAUCACUGGAUAGCAGUAGGGGGUUCUUUUAGUUCACCUCCUUGUGCCACAAUCCAUAGUACUUCUCAAGCCUGUUCUUUGAUUUUAGUGAAGAACUAGGCUAUCUUUUCUUUCUUUUUAUUUGUAAAAAAGAAAAACUCUGCAAGUAGAUUCCAUGGCAGCAGCUAUAGAUCACCCAGGGAACCUGACGGGAGCACUGGAGCCUUUAUUCCGAGAUGCUCCGCCGUCGAUCCAGCCGGCGCCGGCGUUCCACCCCGCCUUGCCGCCGCCUUUCCCCGCCGCCGGAGCCCACUACAUGGGGCCGGCCCAGGCUCUCAGCCCGGCCCAGAUCCAGUACAUCCAGUCGCGCCUGCGCCUCCACCCGCAGGCCGGGCUGGCCCCUCGGGCCCAGCCCAUGAAGGCCGCGGCGGCGCCGCCGCGCCCGCAGAAGCUGUACCGCGGCGUGCGGCAGCGGCACUGGGGCAAGUGGGUGGCGGAGAUCCGCCUCCCCCGCAACCGCACCAGGCUCUGGCUCGGCACCUUCGACACCGCCGAGGAGGCCGCCGUCACCUACGACCAGGCCGCCUACCGCCUCCGCGGGGACGCCGCGCGCCUCAACUUCCCCGACAACGCCGCCUCGCGCGGCCCGCUCGACGCCGCCGUCGACGCCAAGCUGCAGGCCAUCUCCCACACCAUCGCCGCCUCCAAGGCCAAGGCCAAGCCCGGCAGGGCCGGCGGCGGGGCCACGCCCAUCAACGCCCCCAUCCUGGCGUCCUCAGGCAACUCCUCCUCCUCCGGGAACUCGCCCAUGGAUGAUGACGGCUCCGACUCGUCCUCGUCGGCAUCCGCGUCCCCGCUGGCGGAGAUGGACCAGCUCAACUUCGGCGAGGUGCCAUGGGACGAGUCGGAGACGUUCAUGCUCACCAAGUACCCGUCCUACGAGAUUGACUGGGACUCGCUGCUCGCAACCAACUAAGCUCCUCAGUCCUCGCUACUGCUAGUGAUCAGUGUCAUGUAAUCUAGUGUAUGUAUGUCCGGCCUGCGCGGAUGAGAUUUUAGUCAUCCUGCGCCGCCAGGUGAUCAUUGUGUUCGUUCUUUGUCUAGUGGUCUGGUUUCCCCGGAGGCUGCCUGCCGGCGUCGUUCUUGUGACCGGCGUCCCCGGAUGGAUGUAACUAUGUCUAGCAAAUAGCAUGAUUUAGCCAGUAGUGACUUAGUAGAUGGAGUACAAGUAUGUACUAGUACUGAUCUUUCUAAGCUGUAAUCAGCUGUUUGCUGAUGCUACUGUGAAUUAAUAUA
Molecule: messenger RNA, 1586 nt
Organism: Lolium perenne
Lineage: Eukaryota; Viridiplantae; Streptophyta; Magnoliopsida; Poales; Poaceae
Product: ethylene-responsive transcription factor RAP2-13-like
Biological process (GO): regulation of DNA-templated transcription
Cellular component (GO): nucleus
Molecular function (GO): sequence-specific DNA binding; DNA-binding transcription factor activity
Source: RefSeq, a predicted model, not a curated record